AUGAAUGAAAAGAAAGAUGAUAAACCUAUAGAAAUGCCAUCAAGAGGUCGUCCCCGUAAAAAGUACCAUAAUAUAGAUUCUGUAUUUAAUAAUGAUUUUAUGCAUAAAAGCAUGUACAACUCUUCUAUGGGAUUUGAUACAAGUACAGAAGAAAUGAGUUUAGGAAGCAUGUGUCCUUACAAUACAAGAGAUGAUAGUAAAUUAUUAGAACAAUUUAAUAAAAUAGGAGAUGUAAUAAAUAAAAGAAGUGAUCAGAAUGUAGUUAAUAAAAUAGAUGAAUCUAAGAAAGAACAUCCAUUUAAUAUUACAGAUGACUCUUCACAAAUAAAUCCAAGAGAUAUACAAAACAGUCAUAAUUCUUUUAUCGAUUCUUCUAUAAAUAGUGAAGACAAUAUAAAAAAUAUAAAUCACAAGAUGAGAACCCCAAUCUUCCAGUACCCACAAUCGCCCUUUCAAUAUUCUCAUCCAAAAAUGCCUUUUUCUCAAUUUGAAGAUUAUAAUAAGAAUUUCUUCUGUAAACAAGAUCCUUCGGAUAUUGAAGAUAAAAGAUCUAUUUAUUACGAACACAAAAUACCAUCUUACUAUACUAAUUUUAGACCUGUAUUGAAUACAUCUAACUUUUUUAAUCCUUCUCAAAAUUAUAUUAGACCUCAGUCAUUCUAUCGGCCACCAGAUGAUUUUGACAGCCCAUGGGGCUACAAAAAAAAGAGAAAAAAUAAUCCUAUUUUAUGGCAAUAUGUUAAAAAUUCUAAUGAUAAUUACCAGUCAAUUAUACACCCGUCAAAAUAUUCUAGUUUAGAUUACAUUCAAGGAACAGAUAUUUUUAAUAGAAGAGGAAUGAAUGAACGAGAGUGUAAUAAUAGUGUAUUACCUUUAUUUUUAAACUCUAAUAAGGAGUUAAAUGACGAAUACAAGCAAAUAAUAAAAAAUUUCCAGAAAAGAGUUAAAGAGCUUGAUUUUACAAAUGUGACUGUACAUCAAUUAAAACUUCUAAUGAGAGAAUUUGGUUUAAAUCAUACAGGUAAAAAAAAUGAAUUAAUUGAAAGGGCUAAACAAACUCUUAUUAAAAUUGAUGUGGCUUGUAAUGCAGCACAUAAGAAAGUUAAUGAAGAAAAUAAAAGUGAGGAACAAAUUGAUGAAGAAUAUGAAAAUGUGUUUUUUUAA
Messenger RNA from Vairimorpha ceranae, 1164 nucleotides. Its product is annotated as dna-binding sap protein. The coding region runs from base 1 to 1164 and encodes 387 amino acids. Lineage: Eukaryota; Fungi; Microsporidia; Nosematidae. The record is from RefSeq and is a predicted model, not a curated record. The transcript has a single exon.